Messenger RNA from Anthonomus grandis grandis, 1343 nucleotides. RefSeq names its product troponin T-like. The record is from RefSeq and is a predicted model, not a curated record. Lineage: Eukaryota; Metazoa; Arthropoda; Insecta; Coleoptera; Curculionidae. Bases 127 to 1215 code for a protein of 362 amino acids. The transcript is spliced from 9 exons. Gene Ontology annotation, molecular function: tropomyosin binding. Gene Ontology annotation, cellular component: troponin complex. Gene Ontology annotation, biological process: regulation of muscle contraction; sarcomere organization; muscle contraction.
CUGAAUUUCUUUGCAGUUAAGUAAUGAGGGUUUAAUUAAAAUUAUACCAAUUGGCAUUUGUUCAGUUUGAAUCAAUCCAUUGUCAGUUCAACAUCGUAUUAAUUAACCAGCUUAUAGGAGGCCAUAAUGGAAGAAGAAGAGCAAGGUGACUCUGGAGAUCCAGAAUUCAUUAAAAGACAAGAACAAAAACGUUCUGAGCUAGACGAACAGCUUCGAGAAUACAUUGCAGAAUGGAGACUCAUCAGAGUAAAAGAACAUUUGGAACUCAAAAAGUUAAAAGAGAAACAAGCGAAACGUAAAGUUGCUCGAGCAGAUGAAGAGAAAGCUGCUGCCGAACGGAAAAAGCAAGAAGAAGAACGCAGAGUCAAGGAAAUUGAAGAAAAAAAAAUCCGAGAAGCGGAACAGAAGAAACAGAGGCUUAUCGAUGCGGAGAAAAAGCGGCAGGCCAUGAUGGCCGCUCUAAAAGAGCAGCACAAAAACAAAACUAUGAAUUUUGUUGUUAGGAAGAAGGCUUUAGCUGCUAGUUUAACCGAUGCAGAACUAGAAAGAACUAAAACGAAGGAGCAACUCGAAGAAGAAAAGAAAAUUGCACUAUCAAUCAGAAUCAAACCCUUAGUCCUUGAUGGUCUGUCCAUGGACCAACUAAAAGAAAAAGCAACUGAAUUAUGGGAUGCUAUUGUAAAAUUGGAAACAGAAAAGUAUGAUCUGGAAGAACGGAUGAAACGGCAGGAAUAUGAUUUAAAAGAACUAAAAGAAAGACAACGUCAACAGCUAAGACAUAGGGCCUUAAAGAAAGGGCUGGAUCCUGAAGCAUUAACUGGUCCCCACCCUCCAAAAAUCCAAUUAGCUUCCAAAUAUGAGCGCAGGGUUGACAUAAGAUCCUUUGAUGAAAGACAAAAGCUUUUCCAAGGGGGAUUUGACUCAUUAUAUCUUGAACAAAUGGAAAAAGGGUGGAAUGAUAAAAUGCACGAAUUCAUGGAAAGACCUAGAAAGAGGUUGCCAAGGUGGUUUGGAGAAAGACCAGGAAAGAAACCAGGUGAUCCUGAUACUCCUGAAGGUGAGGAAGAAUUGGCUAAAGCAGAUGACAUAGAAGUAGAGGACACUAUUAUUCCUGAGAAACCUAAGGAGGAAAUUGAGGAGGAGGACUUAGAAGAAGAAGAAGUAGAAGUUGAUGAAGAGGAGGAGGAUGAUGAUGACGAAGAAGAUGAAGAAUGAUCAAUAUAACGUUGUACAUUUUUAUUAAGUGGGCAAAAAGAAAUUUUUUGUAAAUAUGUAAAAUUUUAUUGGCUAUUUUGUUUUGAUGUUGAAAUUAUAGAGUAAUGGACUGUUUGAGACUUAAAUAA